AUGUCCCUGAGCCACAUGUCCAACGUGGGUGUGCGUAUAGACAUUGCUUUGGGACAAUACGAAGUAGAGGGAGGAGGAAAAUCAAGCCUCAUACAGGUUGAGAUAACACUAUUUACUGCCACCUGGACACUGUAUGUGUAUAUCCUCUUUCAUCCCUCGAAAACCACAGUAUUGUAA
Heterobasidion irregulare TC 32-1 is the source of this 177-nucleotide messenger RNA. RefSeq lists its product as uncharacterized. The transcript is spliced from 2 exons. Lineage: Eukaryota; Fungi; Basidiomycota; Agaricomycetes; Russulales; Bondarzewiaceae. The coding region runs from base 1 to 177 and encodes 58 amino acids. The record is from RefSeq and is a predicted model, not a curated record.